Molecule: messenger RNA, 3053 nt
Organism: Monomorium pharaonis (pharaoh ant)
Lineage: Eukaryota; Metazoa; Arthropoda; Insecta; Hymenoptera; Formicidae
Product: nose resistant to fluoxetine protein 6
Exons: 13
Coding region: 556-2742 (728 amino acids)
Molecular function (GO): acyltransferase activity, transferring groups other than amino-acyl groups
Source: RefSeq, a predicted model, not a curated record
UUUCAAUAUUUGUCUAAUCUUUAACAAAUAUUAUUUAAGAAUUAUAUUCUGACAAAACUGUUGCGUUAUGACAAAUCAUCUUAGCACAAUCUCUUCAUGGGGAAUGUGGGACUCCGUUAUAGUAGUAAAAAAGUCGAUGGGGAGGACGUUUCGCUUUCUAUAAAUUCACGACUAUAAAUUCACGUCAACUUCCCCAUAUACAUACAGACCAGUCCCGAUCGUCGAAUCUCGCUGAUCAAUAUUAAUCUUUAUUGUAAAAAUUAAAAGAAAGUAGCCGUUAACAAAAACGCCAACGCUAAAAUGUUAUGUUAUUUGCGCGAAUGAAGCUAAUAAACAGUGUUUCUUUACGAUUUGUUGCAAAAAAUCUUUAUUACUAUUAAUUCGACAAAAAGAAUAAUUUUAGAUUUGCACAUUAAAAUUCGUUAUGUGAGCAACCUUUCGUUCUGUUUAUCUCUGAAAUUAACUUGAUAAUUGGUAUCGGUAUUCUUCAAAGAGAAAGAAAGUUUACAGUAAUAAAGAAAUAAAAGUGACUGUGAUUUUGUUAAAACAUGCAUUAUGUCGCUUCAGCGACUUAUAUUCAUUUUGUACAUUUGCUAUUCCGCAAUUUUAUUCUGCGUCUCUGCACAAUUUCACAGUGAGUUCAAUAAUGAAAACAACAGUAUUCAUUCACUGCCUGCCUAUGCCAUCGCUUCAAAAGCCAAUCUUCUCGAUUCGGCAACAUGUGGAAUAGAAUUACAAGAUUUUCGAGAUGCUGUUGAUCAACGAAUAUUAUGGGGCUUAAAAAUAUUAGAUUCUAGCGGUGGUCCUAAGUCGGGUUUCUUUUAUGGAAAUAAUUUUUGGCUGGGCAGUCGUAGCCAGUGUCUCGAUAUAUUGAACAGGAAUCCGUUGGAGAUUGCAGAACGGCGUAUAUUAAAUAGCACACACUACCGCAAUCCUCAGCACGAGUUCCCGCCAUUCGAUGUGAAUUACUUUGUUGCUUAUCUCAAACACAAUAGUACUCUUCAGUAUCAUACUGGUUUACUAAACGAAGAUCUGAUUACGCUCGGUCUCUGUUUGCCUGCGUCCUGUUCCAUAAAGGAUAUAAGCUUCAUUCUAGAAAAAAUAUUUCGUGAUAGAAUUCUCUCAAUCAAUGAUCUCUAUUCUAUGGACUUCACCGUGAUCCAGGUAAAAGAUUUAAAGGACGAUCAUCAAUGGCUACUGAGAGGUGCGGUACCUCUCAUAUGUGUUGUUUUAGUGCUUACCUUUUUUAUGAUGAUAAGUGGCACAAUAUACGAUAUAUUCAUAUAUCAAAAAUAUUUAAAAGCAAAGAAUAAAACUGCCGUUAACGUAAAAAAUGCAGUUGAAGAAAUGGAAAUGACAAAUUUGUCAACACAACAUGAGGAAAGUAGAAUUGGGAGCGUACUAAUGUGUUUCUCCAUUUAUACAAGUACGAAGAUAAUAUUUAACACAGAAUUAAACAUCGACAUGAUACCUAUUAUUCAUGGCCUAAGAUUUCUGAGCAUGCUCUGGAUAAUCAUGGGACACUCCAUAUUAUACACACUGGAUUACAUGGAUAAUAAAGUAUGGCUUAUGAGAUUCUCCCAAGGUCUUCCCAUUCAAGUAUUAAGUAACGCAACCGUAUCGGUCGACACCUAUUUCUUUAUAGGCGGGUUUUUAUUGACGUAUGGGUAUCUAAAAGAGAAUACAACGGACAAAACACGGAAUAAAUCGUUUAAUUAUGGAAAGAAGCUAAAUGAAUUUUUUGUUCGCGUAAUAAGAAGAUUUAUCCGAUUGACACCGUCUUAUAUGAUAAUGAUAGGAAUAAUACAAUUGAACUCAGCUUGGUACGACAAGACCUCGCAAUUCUAUGUCGAAGAAAAACCGCACGAAACUUGCGCGAAAUAUUGGUGGAGGAAUCUCUUGUACAUAAAUAAUCUGUUCGAUCACAAUACGAUGUGUAUGUCCUGGAGUUGGUACUUGGCCAGCGAUAUGCAAUUCCAUAUAGUCGGUUUGGCACUCUUGAUUCUGUCAUCAAUAUAUUUUUAUACGGCUGUUGCCAUAUUAGGUUUGCUUCUAAUGGGUUCAAUUAUAUUAAGCGGUUAUAUCUCGUAUAUUAACGAAUAUGUCCCGACCUUGGACGAACAAUUUAGAUUUUAUAAUAUCUUAUACUAUCCACCAUGGGUCCGAAUUGGUCCAUAUAUUAUUGGAAUGAUUACAGGUUACAUUGUAACGAGACUAAACAAACAAAUAGUUUUAAAAAAGAAAACUGUAAUUUUGUAUUGGAGUCUUGGUAGUGCUUGCAACAUUUUCGUAUUAUUCGGUCUUUACAAGCGACAUAUAUCCGUUCUGUCUACUGCUUUCUACGUUGCAUUAAGUAGAACAGUUUGGGCCAUAGGUAUAGCAUGGAUUAUAAUAGUCUGUUUUACUAAGCAUGGAGGUAUCGUUAAGGAAUUGUUAGAAUGCAAAAUCUGGAUUCCUCUUAGCAGGCUCACAUACUGUGCUUACCUUUUAAAUCCUUUUAUCAUACAUUCGAUUCGUCUGCACAAUGAAACAUCUGCUCAUUUGGAGUUUCUCUCCAUGGGCGUCAUAGUCACAGGACAUUUCAUGAUUAGUUAUUUAUGUGCUUAUGCAUUAUUUUUAAUGGCAGAAUCACCGUAUAAUUUACUAAUGCGAAUGUUUACCCAAUCUCGCAGCAGGAAAAAAUGUAAGAGACCUGAGGUUAUUCGCGUACAUGAUUGCGAAGAAAAUGCUGUAAUAUUGUAAUAGUAAUUAAAACCGAAUAAAAUAAUAGUACAUUAUGUAACAAGGCUGUUAUGCCCAUGUUGCAUACCAUAUUUUUUAUUACCCAUGCGUCGAUGUGUGGUCCUUUGAGUGUUGGUUCUCAUAAAAUUAACAGGUUAACUAAGAUCAGAUUCGCGAAAGCAACGAAGCGUCGGUCAAUUCUACGAGUUACUAUACGUAUAUCGCGAGAUAACGCGUACGAGUGCUGAAAUAAUCAAACGUGGUGAAAAAAUCGUAUUAGAAUGUUUUUCGUCAUGAUUCACGCAAUCUAUUGGAGGACAAAAACUGUCCAA